Ochlerotatus camptorhynchus is the source of this 1465-nucleotide messenger RNA. RefSeq lists its product as uncharacterized. The coding region runs from base 1 to 684 and encodes 227 amino acids. The transcript has 5 exons. The record is from RefSeq and is a predicted model, not a curated record. Lineage: Eukaryota; Metazoa; Arthropoda; Insecta; Diptera; Culicidae.
AUGAGAAACAUACAGCUAAAAUCAGUGCUGGAAACUCUAGGACUCCGAGUGGUCAACGAAAAUCAAACUGAAUCGCUUCUGCAAUGCAUUGACUACCUGACGGAAAACAUUUCCUUCUUCGGACUGUUCCUCUCGGCCGGAAGUCUAGAACACCUGGAACGAAUCUAUAAGAAAAUCGAAUCCGGCAGUUACAAACUGUACGACUAUCUUAUUCAAACAUCUGCCCCGCGAGAGUGCGCCAUGGCUGUCCACCGAUUCAUAAGAUCAUAUAAAAUCUCCAUCCUCCCGGCGAGAGCCCUUAAUUUACUCUGUGCCAGAAACGACGGAAUUCCCCGGCGCUUGGUUGCACUGGAUGCACUCAAUCUGCUACAACAUGAAUCAUCCGGCAUGAGAUGGCAGUUUGCCCGGGCGUACCUGGACAUGAUGCAGCAGCUAACUUUGAGGGGAUAUCUCACUCCGCACGAGAUUCGAAUCGUUAUCAGCCCCUAUCUAGCGGUUCCGGUUAUAUUCCCCGGUAGAAGUUCGCUGCGGAACGUGGCCGCCAAAUCGGCCACUCUGAUGGAAAUGUUUUUGAGUGCCCAUCUGUUGGACGAUCCGGAAGCGCUUUCAGCGGAACUACACAAGGAAAUUGCGAAACUUCAUCGUCGUCGGAGGAUGGUUUCACGAGCCGAGGAAAGUGAAUGAGGCCGUAGGUAAUUUGCAUGCUAUGACAAAUGUUUCAAUUAGAGGGGAACCUGUUAUCGUCGUGCUAUCUGUUUGGAUUGCUGAUAAAAAAAAAAUCCAGACCGUGUUGAAUGAACAUUCCUUUGCCUUGACACAUUUGGGAGCUAAUGAUUCAUAUAAGAAAGCGAACGACACGCUUGUUACUCCCUAGUCAAUGAACGGUUUAUUGAAGUUUGCACAUAAUAUCUUACUGAUAAGGGGACAUUGUUGAACUAAGCCACCGACAAUUGUGUGUUAAGUAUCUUUUCUAAAGCUCAACUUUUUCAACUCACUCAUUCCGGAGCAAGCUGUUCAAUUGGAUGCAUUUUUUACGGGGGAAAAAUUUCUUUUAAAUCUUUACAAAACGUUAAUCAUGGUGUUUAAAUUGUGUUGCGGAAGUAAGAGUUACAACAUGGAGAGUACACCCGCGAGCAGCGUAAAUAAAACGGCAACCGCAAGUAGUUCAGCAGUGAUAUCUCAGCCUGGUUUCAAAACGAAGAAUCCUGACGACGCACCUGCUGAUCCGAGCAACGGAAAUCAAACGAGCUGACAGGAUAUGCUUUUGUGUGAAAACUAUAAUUCAGUGCUUCUGUGUUCAGUGGUUCUGAACAAUGAAUUAAAUUUAUUUUGUUUUUUUAAAAUAAUCUGCCGGUUGUCUUCCAAUGAAUUAUAAUCCAUUGAUUGCAAAAUAUAUAACGCCUACCGGAGACGAGUGCCUUUAUCGUAUAAUAUUACAUAGUGUCAUUUAAUAUACUGGCCACUA